AUGGUUCAGGACACAGCAUCUCAGAAUACCCAAGUUGUUGGAGUUGCGGAACGCCUUGGCAACAUGCUUCUGAACCUGCAAGGCCUCAACGCUAUGCAAUGGGGCUCUCUAGACGGUGGUGUACUAUCCUAUGUCUUUUCGCUCUUAUAUUGCUGCAUCGCGGAAUGCUACGAGCUCGAAUCUACUCCGCUAGCAAUGUCGUCGCUACGCGAUGGCCUUACCGCCUGCAAUUUGGCUCUUCAAUGUGUGCAUGGCGCAGCUUUGAUAAAUCAGGACAACAAGAGAUCAGUAUCUUCACAACAGCAGAAAGUCACGGAGGCCAUAGGAGAAGCAGUCAUCAAUUUGUUGAAGGACACUCGUGAGCCAGGUGCUGCGGCCGCAUCUGGCCACAUGCAUGUGAGAUUCGGCGGAGGAAACCGUGGUAUUCAAGUCGCUGAGUAUCAUGGAAACAUGGGACACUUAAUCUUUCCUCUCUAG
This is a messenger RNA of Penicillium arizonense, 477 nucleotides long. RefSeq lists its product as uncharacterized. The record is from RefSeq and is a predicted model, not a curated record. The transcript has 3 exons. The coding region runs from base 1 to 477 and encodes 158 amino acids. Lineage: Eukaryota; Fungi; Ascomycota; Eurotiomycetes; Eurotiales; Aspergillaceae.